UCCGCGCGGCCGGGUAGGUAUUUGGACAUUCGGAGUGCGUGAACGGUUUCCUGCGUUUCAGUUAUUGUAAUUAAUUCAAAUACUCUUACAACAUUGAUAAUAAUUAUGUGUAAAACAUUAUCAGCGGUCUUUACCAUUUUACGUUGAGUACGCAGCAAUGAAGUGUGUGUAGCUAUUGUUGAGGUUAUGUCGCUUUGUUGACAUUGAAGAAGUUGCCCGGUUGCUAAAGUUCAAUAGCUACAUACUUAAUAGGUCAAAACAAACGCAUAGUGUAGGUGAUGUUUGAUUAUUAAAAAUCCGGAGUUACCAGGGUCGUUAGAAUCAACAGCUGGACUGCAAUCCCCCUAAAACAGGAUUUACCAGGUGUUGAAGACCUUUAAGAUUUUAACUGUCAUACAUGUAGCGCGUCAUGUAUAUAUAACGAAAAACGUCACGGUGCUGCUUGCGAAAGCAUAAGUUAUAAACUAAAUAAAGCGUUUCGUUUCGUUUCUUUUCGACCUGUGUUACACACUAUUGAUUGUCUUUUCUUUUUCGUCAACUUCUUUUUUUUACACGUCAUUCAGUCCGUUAAAAGCGCCUUAGUGCGACUUUUGUUUAAGAACGUAUUAGGGUAUAUCCCUAACCCCUUCUACUUAUUGUCUUUUAAGAGAAAAACAACAUAACAUGGAUUUUGAAGAUCAUAUUGAUAAUAUCACCACACUGAAUCCUAAUCAUCAAGUGAUUAAGUGUCGAUGGGUUAAAAAAUUACGCCCCAAACAAAACGGUAGACCACAAGUGAGGGAAAAAGGCAUGAGACCUUUUGAUUCAAUGUAUGAUGCAAUAACUCGAGCAGAACCACAGGAGAGUCCCCCCGAACACAAUAAUGGAAAUAAAAAAAAGAAUAAGAAGUACAAGAAAUAUUUCUUCAAACCAAAUACAGGAAAGACGUUGUGGAAGAUGAAUGGAAAUAAUCAAUGUAAUGAAGCUAUUGAAGAAAGAUUCAAAAAAAGGCAAUCGUCGGAUAAUGAUAAGAACAGUUUUACAGAUGAGUCUAUAGUGUCUAGCCAAAAUGACUCCUUCAAAACAGCAUUAGAAUAUUCUUAUGAAACACCAUCAGAUUACUCAACAGCUGAAAGUUCUAUUCAUUGUGAUAAAAGCUUUUCUGAUGUGGAUGAUGAUGAUUUUGUAUUUCAGUUACCUGCAGCAAUCGCUUCUUGUCACCUUGGCAGUAAAACCAGAAGAGUUAAAAACCUACGUCGUUUUUGAUAAUUAUUAUGUAAGCAUGAGAACGUGAGUUGUUUCAUAACACGAUUUUAGCAUUUUAAAUUUACGUUAAAAUAGUUUAUAUUGAAUGUGUAACAUUGCUUUGAACAGUUAAAAAGUUUUUAUUCCGUUUCAUUAAAAGUUGUAACAUAAGUUUUGAGUCUUCUGCAAAAUGUUGCAAAAUAUUUUUGCUUGAAUAUUUUAAGCCAUUUUUAACCAUUAUGCGAGAAAGUUUUUCAAAUUAAAAAAAAAGUUCUUGUUUUUAUCUUUUGGAACUCUUAUAUUAAAUUAAUUAAAAGCUAUGUCCUGCUGGAUAUAAUCAAAACAAAGGUUGAAUUCUUUUGCGAAUGUGAUUUUAUAAUAUUUAUUGAUAAUGAUGUUAACCAAGUUGCGUCACGAAUUUAAAUAAGUUUAUUCUAUUUUACUACCUAUUGAAGCACACAAGUGUAUUGGUAUUUAUAAUUAGAUUGCCAUAUAUCUCAGAUCUUAAAAUUAAAAGACUUUUGUUAUUUUAAUUGAAAAAAAAAUUAUCAUUCAGCAAGGAAAAAAAUUGC
Messenger RNA from Copidosoma floridanum, 1796 nucleotides. RefSeq lists its product as uncharacterized. The record is from RefSeq and is a predicted model, not a curated record. Lineage: Eukaryota; Metazoa; Arthropoda; Insecta; Hymenoptera; Encyrtidae.